Messenger RNA from Aegilops tauschii subsp. strangulata, 963 nucleotides. The record is from RefSeq and is a predicted model, not a curated record. NCBI's taxonomy places the organism in Eukaryota, Viridiplantae, Streptophyta, Magnoliopsida, Poales, Poaceae.
AUGUGUCCGGCGCCCACCAGACAUCUCCGCCGCCGCGUCCAGCGAAUCGGCGCGCGCCACGUCGCCGCCUCCGCGCCGCCGCGGCCCGCCAGGCCCGAGGCCGGCCCGCCCGCGCGCGACCGGUCCCCGAGCCACCCGCGACGCCCUGCCGUGCCCCGCCGCGUGCCGCCGCCGUCUUCUCGGCACAGCGCCUCGCCGCCGCCCGGCCUGGACCUCGCCGCCCGACGCCUCCCCGCCGGCGGCGCGACCCCGCCGCCCUCCGGCCUCGCCUCCUCCUCUGCCUCCGGCCGCCGGCCUCACCUCCGCCCUCUCCCUUCCGUCGCCGGCGAUCGGGAGCCUCGAGCAGAGCCGGCCCCGAUCGGAUCUGGGUACUGUAGCAAGGCUACUUACAAGAAGCUCGAGGCUGACAUCUCUAAUCUGAAGACCCGCCUGAAGACGCAGGAAACCGAGACCCGGAAAGCCAACGCCAAAUUUGUGUCCAUCCCCGAAACCCUAACUUCCCCGCCGCCACCGGACGUGUCCGGCGCCCGUCGGACAUCUCCGCCGCCGCUUCCAGCGAAUCGGCGCGCGCCACGUCACCGCCUCCGCGCCCCGCGCCGCCGCGGCCCACUGGGCCCAAGGCCGGCCCGCCCGCGCGCGACCGGGCCCCGAGCCACCCGCGACGCCCUGCCGUGCCCCGCCGCCGGCGCCGCCGUGCGCCGCCGCCGUCUUCUCGUCGCCGUGCCUCGCCGCCGCGGCACAGCGCCGCCGUCGCCCGGCCUGGACCUCGCCGCCCGACGCCUCCCCGCCGGCGGCGCGGCCCCGCCGCCCUCCGGCCUCGCCUCCUCCUCUGCCUCCGGCCGCCGGCCUCACCUCCGCCCUCUCCCUUCCAUCGCCAGCGAUCGGGAGCCUCGAGCAGAGCCGGCCCCGAUCGGAUCUGGGUACUGUAGCAAGGUUGACCCCGAGCCCCUCAAAAUUUCCUAA